UCUCACUUUCUCUGGAGUCGGUCCGCUGUCAUUUAGGCUGUCACAGCUAAGUUGUCAAAGUGAGCAUUCAAAACGAGCGGAUAUGUUGACCCUUUGUGGCACAGAGGCGGAAACACUGGAGUCUUUCAGAGCUCCACUGCAUGACUUUGUCAUUGGGUGAGCCUCAAAACUCUUGCCCGCUGAAGGGCAUUUUUGCCUGCUAGAAAGCAUUUUCAGCUUCCUUGGGGGGAAGAAAACAACCAAAUGUCUGUAUUGGAGGCAAGAUUUUUUUGUGCCACAGCUUACAGGUACCUGUGCAUAGAAGUCUGGCUAUUCAGACAUGAAGAGUUUGUUGGUUAACAUCUGAUUCGGCCAUUCCUUGGAACUGCCAGUGAAGAAAAAAACAGCAAGGGCAAAAAAGACAGGUGACGUAGGCUUCAAAUUGCAAACUGACGGAAAACCAGCAGCCAUAGCAACCCCAGGGAAAACCUCCAACUGGAUUGUUUGUGGCAUUGAAAGACCUUUUUUUUCAAACUGUGUCUACUUUUUACUUGUGUGUGUGAAAUGUCCCUCCAGAGGAGUGUUUACAGGAUGUUAUCUGUCUCCGUCCCUGCCCCUUAUCCCUUGGAGUGGGUUCACUGGAAUGCACAGAGGGGAUGGAGGAGCUCCAAGAGGGAGUGACAUAGGACAGAGUGUAUAUAUACAUCCCGACCCUGGGAGGUUCCUGCUCAGAGGCACAGCUGGUCUUUUCUAGAACUGGAGUGUCCCCCUACGCACUUGCCGGACUCGGGAAGAGAAAAAUCUACUGAUGUGGUCCUAGGCUUUAUGGACUGGUUACUGCUUAAAACAAGCUAGAAGAGACGGUUGUGGGUUUGCUGUAAAUAGAUUUCAGAAGAAGAAGAUAAUUUUUUUAAAUUCAGAGAUGAAUCGCGUGGAAGAAUGGGUGCUGCAGAACAGGAGCCAAAUUGAGAAAGGUGUGGAAAUAAUUGGGCAAAGCUGUGAGGUGCUAGCGGGCACGGUUGGCCAGCUCCAUCCAAUCCUGGAAGCUGUGUUCGUGGCUGCAUCUGAAAUCCUGAGCAACCCAGAUGGUCAGGAGGCUCGAUACCUGGCUGAGCAGUUUGGGAAGGUAAACCAAAAGCUGGAGGGCAUAAGGGCCGAGAUUGACCAGAUUUCCCGAGAGAUCCAGCGAACGUCCAUGAACAAGCAACAUUUUGACCUUGAAGCUCACAUGCUCAGCCAGUACGACACAUUCCAGGCCUUUGUGAAUUCCAAGCCUGAAUUCAGGAAAAAGAAAAUGGAAAAAUUUUUGAAACAAUAUGAAAACACAGAGGGUGACCUGAACAUUGAUGCUCUUUACAAUGCAGUAAUUGGAGAAAACCUCUCUGGGGACCCUCUACUGGUCACAGUGGUUGCCACUGAACAGAAGAGCCGAAGGCCUGUGGAAGACUUCUGUGCUCGGUUGAAGAAGCUCUUCGUUGUUGGCAUCAUAGCAGUAAUGGGUUAUACCUCCCUUAAGGAUGGAGCCAUAGGCGAGGCAAUGGUUAAGAAAUGGCAGGAGCGAAUGGAGAUAGUGGAGACCCGCAUGAAAGCUGCUGUGGAUGACUGCAUACAAAACUUUGCCACUCAAGCCAAGAUAGACAUAGAGAAUGAGCUUCUGCAGAAUCCUGCCAGCGUUGAUCCUGAGUUUACCAAGUCACUAUUAGAUAUUCUUGCUAAAAAAUAUGACUGGGUCUCCUGGUCUGUUCAGGUCUUCAGUCACAAUGGCUGGUUCUUUUGGAACUGGCUGGCUGGAAAGAAAUGCUAUGGCACCAGCGGCAACAACUGCUUCGACAUCCUGACCAAGAACAACAUGCGGGUCAUGGUGUCAUUUAGCGCCGCGCCAAAGCCGAUAAACAAGGCGCAGAUCCAAGGGCAGAUCGAGAAGCAGAAGAUAAAGGGGGACAUGGUGGAUGCAGCUCUGUUGCUUGGCAACAGCCUGCCCAGUUGCGUGGUGAAUGCCGUCAGCCAGUAUAAAAAAGUGGAAGAAUCCAACAACUUCCAAGUGGACUGUUUUUACUCUGUGCAGUAUAAAAAAGCGUAUCUGUGCAUUCACUCUGACUAGCCUUUCGAUGGCCAAAGUUUGAAAAAUGUGCAUCAUUGUCCAUAAGCUUAACAUUUAUCAGUAAACACUCAUGCAUAAUUGUUUUUUUAAAGGGUAGAGGGUCACAUUUUGCAUCCUGUUCAGACUAUUGGAUUUUUAAAACUCGUUUGUCAAAUGCUUUGGUAUAAUGUUUAAAUAUCAAGAUUUAUGAGAAUGAGAUUUUUGUUGAUCUUUUAUAUGGGAAAUAUGCAUUUAAUUUGCAAUAUAUACAUAUAUUAAAUAUACAUAAAUUUCUCGUUUGUUA
Messenger RNA from Paramormyrops kingsleyae, 2363 nucleotides. RefSeq names its product rapunzel 5 (gene rpz5). NCBI's taxonomy places the organism in Eukaryota, Metazoa, Chordata, Actinopteri, Osteoglossiformes, Mormyridae. The record is from RefSeq and is a predicted model, not a curated record.